This is a messenger RNA of Funneliformis mosseae, 1914 nucleotides long. NCBI's taxonomy places the organism in Eukaryota, Fungi, Glomeromycota, Glomeromycetes, Glomerales, Glomeraceae. The record is from the annotation of a GenBank genome assembly.
AUGGCAUUCUAUUUACCACGAGAAUGUUUGGAGGAGAUAUUCCAAAUUUUAGAAUAUGAUAAGUCCACAUUAUAUUCUUGCCUUUUGGUAAAUAGAUUUUGGUGUAGUAGCGUAGUCAAAUUCCUAUGGAAACAGCCUUUUCAACUAGUCAAAAGGCCAAAUCCAUCUCUCAUCGAAAUCUACACUUCCUCAUUUUCUCAUGCGACUAAAACUUACCUCUUGUCCGAGGGAGUUUACAUUUCAUCCAUUAAUGACCCUAAAAUUUUCGAUUAUCCGUCUUUCAUCCGUGGAUUUAGAUUUGAGGAUUUAUACGAGUCAACAUCGUUGUGGUUACAAGAAGGAUACGAAAAAGGACGACAAAUUAGACGUGACCCCGAAGUAAUCGACGAAAAAAGAUACGAUACCAUAGUAUUCGAUGAUUUACGUAUUGUGAAAUUAGUGGUCAACGAACUUGUUAAACUCUUCUUUUCGAAAAUUCGAGUGCUCGACUUUCUUUCAUUGAAUACUCAAAGGUUAGUCGGAUUAAUUGAUAGGAGAUUUUGGACACACCAUCCUGGAGACAUUCAAUACACCCCGACGAGUUUUGAGGAAUUUCGUAGUUCUUAUGGUUUUGACGAUUUAUUAAAUAUUCCGAGUUAUCCUGGAGCGAUUGAUUGCCUAAGGUAUUUACAAAAAUUUGAAUACGGAGGUGGUUCGACUGAUGGAAGGAUUAUGCAAGUUCUCUCGGAGAUAUCCAAGAACCUCAAUACUUUGGAGAUCAAUUUUUCAUCGUGGCAAGGAAAGCACCCAGAUCCACAAAUGAUGUUAAGCCUCUUAAAAGCUCAACAUCUGUUACGUCGCGUAAUCUUGCGAAGAGGUACAUCAAACUGUUUAAACGCGUUAAUCGAAGGAUUACAUUCUCAGAUCAGCUCAUUAAAUUAUUUGGAAUUUAGUGGAACCGAUUUUAGAGGACAUGUUUACUUGACGCCGGUGGCAUCUUGCGUGAAUUUACAGGUUUUGGUGUUUGAUAGAUGCUUGGGGUUAAAUGAUGAUACCGUUGAACCUUUGGCUUUUGCUACCUUUAAAAAGUUGAAGAAAUUUGUGUUUAGAAAGAGCGUUGGAUUCAGAGAUAUGAGAUCAAAUCAAAUGCUUCCCCCAUCAGUUGUACACAUUAUUGGAAAUCAUAAUACAGGUAAUACAAUAAGGACCACUUUAAUAAGAAAUGUUUCAAUGGGAAAUCAUUCAAUAGGGAACCUUUCAAUGAGAAAUCCUUCUACAGGAAAUUCAUCUACUUCAUCUACUAAUAAUUGCACCCCCAGCUCACUUAAUCAUCCUUUGUCGAGAAUGAUACAAAAUACUUGUGGUUCAUUAAAAGAUAUUAGGCUGGGAAGAAAAGUAUGGAAUGUGAGACGACCUCCGGGAUCAAUAGCUAGAGGGUCUGGUGAUUUUCCACCUUCAUCUGUUCUCUUAACAAUUUCUGUAACGUGUCCAUAUUUAAAUCUGAUUGAAACUCAUAUUAGCAGAGACAUCCUUCCCCACUUUCUAUCACUUUUAGAAACUUGUCAAUUUCUUCAACAACUUCACAUAUCAAUCGGAACGGAAUUGAUGGAUGAUGAACAAUUCUGGAGAGAAUUAUCUCGAAAACUUCCACAAAGGUUAAAGAAUUUGAUGAUUGUGAUUGAAGGAACGUUUUGGUUGAUGGUAGUGCAUUGGUUACUUGAAAAUUGCAAAGCUCCAUUAGAAAUUUUACAAUUUCCGAGAAGUGGGUGUAUUGAUGAUGAAUACCUUUCUUUGAUUACGCAGUAUGCAAGUAGAUUAAAAACUUUAAAAAGAUUGGCUUUAGCCAAAAGGACUAAAGUGACGAGUGAAGGAUUAAGAAAGGCGUUGGUUGUCUUUGAUGAUAUAAGUAGGAAUGGAGAAUUAUCUCUAGACUGA